UAGGACAUUAUAUAUGGAGCAUAGAUUAUACACAUAAUAUAUGAUUUAGUUUAUGUGCUAGAUUGUUGCAUAGUGCGUGUGUUGUCUUUCCAUUUUCAAGAAUAAAAGUUUAGUUAAUGUUGUGCUGUGUGUUAAUCAAUGUAUUUAUUUAACUAAUAAUUAUGGCACCGAAUUUAAGUAAAUUAACGCAACGGACAGACGUUAAAGUCGGUAUUGCUGUCUCCGCAGCUCUUGGUGCUUGGAUUAUCCGGAACUCCUUUAAGUCAAGAAAAUCAAGAUAUGACAAACCCGGCCGUCUUUCACCCGAAGAGCAGAUUCAGUACAUGAUCAAAGAAAAAGACAAAAAGGGGCCAAAAGCACAAGUUGAUGCUAGAUUUUUAGCAGAAUUUAAAACACUAUGGAAGAUUAUGAUGCCAGGCUGGUGGACCAAAGAAAGUGCCUUCAUGUCGUUGAUAGCCAUCUCUCUAAUAUCCAGAUCCAUGUGUGAUCUGUGGCUAAUACAGCAGACUACUUUGAUUGAAGGGUCAAUUAUCACAAUGAACCACAAGGAGUUCAAGAGGCUGUUAAUCCAGUUCUUCGGAUCAAUGCCACUGAUUUCACUGGUGAACAACGUCUUGAAGUGGAGCAUAGGUGAACUAAAGUUGAGGAUAAGGACCAAUUUAUCAUUGCACCUUUACAAUGAAUAUAUGAAAGGCUUCACAUACUACCAAGUGACGAACUUAGACAAUCGGAUAUCGAACGCUGAUCAGCUCUUGACAACUGACAUUGACAGGUUCUGUGAAACCGUCGUCGAUCUAUACAGCAACAUCAGCAAACCGCUCCUGGAUAUCGCAAUAUACUUGUACAGGCUCACUGUGAACUUGGGUGCAUCUACGCCCGGAAUUAUGGUGGCCUACCUCCUGGUAUCGGGGGUGUUGCUAACACACUUGCGGAAACCAACAGCAAAAAUGACAGUUCAAGAACAGAAACUCGAAGGUGAAUAUAGAUACGUCAACUCCAGACUUAUCACGAAUUCAGAAGAAAUUGCUUUCUAUCAGGGUAAUCACAGAGAGCGCUUAACAGUACUGGCCAGUUUCUACAAGCUGACGAGACAUUUGAGAAACUUCUUAAACUUCAGAGUGUGCAUGGGCUUUCUCGACAACAUCAUUGCUAAAUACAUCGCCAUCACAGUAGGUUUCUAUGCUGUGUCUAGGCCGUUCUUCGUCAAGGACCACAACUUAUUGACUACGAGUACAGAAAACGAUAGGUUUAAGCACUACUACACGUACGGUCGGAUGUUGGUUAAGAUGGCCGAGGGGAUCGGGCGGAUCGUGUUGUCUGGUCGCGAGCUGAGCAAGCUGGCCGGCCUCACGUCCCGGGUCACGCAGCUGCGCGUCGUGUUGGACGACAUCAACAAGGGCAACUACUCGAGGACCAUGGUCGACAAAACGUCACAUAGUGCCAACGGCCCGCCCAGGCUGUUGGCUCCGGGUGCCGGUCGGAUUAUAUACCAGGAUAAGAUCAUAAAGUUCGAUAAAGUACCGCUCGUCACUCCUAACGGUGAUAUCCUCAUUGAUGAGCUGUCCUUCGAAGUAAAGUCCGGUAUCAACGUGCUGGUGUGCGGACCGAACGGCUGCGGCAAGUCGUCCAUGUUCCGCCAGCUGGGCGAGCUGUGGCCGAUAUUCGGCGGCACCCUCACCAAACCCCCCAAGGGGAAGCUCUUCUACGUCCCUCAACGACCGUACAUGACUCUGGGGACCUUGAGAGACCAGGUGAUAUACCCGCAAACGCGCGAGGAGAUGGUGCGGCGCGGGCGCUCCGACGAGCAGCUGGGCCGCUUCCUGCGCAUCGUGCAGCUGGAGUACCUGGCGGCGCGCGACGGCGGCUGGGACGCCGUGGAGGACUGGAUGGACGUGCUCUCCGGCGGCGAGAAGCAGAGAAUCGCCAUGGCGCGUCUGUUCUACCACGAGCCGCAGUUCGCCAUACUGGACGAGUGCACCAGCGCCGUGUCCGUGGACGUCGAGGGACAGAUGUACCAGUACUGCAGAGAGAUGGGCAUAUCGUUGUUCACCGUCUCGCACCGCAAGUCGCUGUGGAAGCACCACGACCACUACCUACAGAUGGACGGCCGCGGCGGAUACGUCUUCGAAGAGAUCGACGCCGAGACGCAAGAGUUCGGAUCGUGAUCGAACGGAAUCGUAAUUAUCAUAUUUAGAUUUAACAUUCAUUCAUUCAUUCAUUCAUUCUUAUUCAUAAACUAUGCCAAGGUGUUAACGGUUGAUAGGAACUGGGCAUGCCGCCCUACGCCAGGGUUGCCAUUGUAAAAAGAUAUCGAUGCUCCAGUGUCAGUGGCAGUAUUCGCAUCGUCCAUUGAUACCUGCUCAACACAAUGAGCAUGCCAUCUGCGCGACACUAAAUAUAAAACAACUUGAACCAUCACUUACUGUAUUGAAGACAACAUCACACAUGAUCACAACGAAACUAUCACGAGCGGAUCGCGUCCACCGGCGGUCGGGCAGAGAUCGUCGAUCAAUCGUUUCACGAUUAAUCGUAACGAGAAAUCGUUCGGCCUAUGACCUGUUCUAGUUUAUGAAUAAGGUAGUAGUAACAUGACCAGAACAUUUUAAUUAUAUGAAAUUAAUAUGAUAUGACAUUUUUGUGAUGGAAGGAAAAUAUAGAAUGUUUAUUUGUCUUUUGUUGUUAAGGUUAAUCAUGUUUCUUUUUUAUUUAUUUUAUAAUAAAAUAUUAUGGACUCAAGAAUUGAGCGCUGUAACAAUUUUUAAUUAACUUUAUACCCAAAAAUGGUGGCGUUUCUCUUAUACAUAUAAGCAUAUAUAUUUGUAUCCUAGAACUUCAUUUUUUAUUUACACUUGUUUUGACUUGAGUCCAGUUAAGUAGGUCACAAUACUCGUCGAUAAUAUAGACAUAUAGUAUGAUUACAUACAUACGAAAUUGUUUAACAUAAAACAUCUAUGGAAAUGCCAAAAGAAGAACACAUGACAGUCCUUAAUGAAUAAAAUAAAUACUACAUAAUCUUUACUAUGUAACUGCAAGAUUUUCUUGUAUUCUUUUAAAAUUUCAUUUAAGGAAUUUGGUAUUGAGGAAAAAUAAUCAUAUUGAGUCAUAGAGACAUGUAACUUUUGUAUAUCUCAUUUGUGGUUGUUAUUUAAAUGAAAAACAUUUUGUGACUAAUAACACCCUUACAGUUCAGCGGUGUCAAGACAAAUGUUCAAGGUUGCGCACUGAUAGUACAACUAUGUGUUCAGUUCUCACUGAGACAUGUUCGAUAUGUACAAGUAUUAAAGUAGCUUGUUUACUUACAUUCAUUAAUGUCUUGGGUAGUUGCGUUCAAACCGCAAACAAAUUUCUCAGUGCAAAAUAUUUAAAAAAAAGUAAAUGAGUACCUCUAAAUAGUUAUGCUGCCUGUUUGACAGGAAGGUCGUGGCGAUGCACUAGCUAUAAAAAAAAUGUAACUGCACUGUGUCGCAAUGAAAAAAAUACUUUUGUUUCCAUAAUCACACACACCUUAUGUUUAUGGUACCACCACAGUUUAUGAUACGUUAGCUGAAUAAUUUCGAUUAGCAAAUAUUUAAAACCAAAAAUAUAAGCCGUCUGAAACCGGAACCGGACUUGAUGGUAGGAACAGCAUUUUAAGCUCACACUUAAUUGUCGAGUUUAUUUUUUCAGAACACAUCAAAUUUACUUCUAAAUUAAAUAAAAAAUGUUCCACAAUUAUUUAAAAUAAAAAUAAAAUUCAUUUAAUUCAGACCCUCUUAAGUCCAUAUGUUGUAAGUAGAAUAAUACUUAGAACUAUGUUAGUAAAAUUAAAAUUAAAAUUAAAAUUAGCAAUUAAAACAUUUAAACAUUUAAUUCAUAAAUCUGCGCUGCUUUGAGGCACCUGGUAUAUGUAUAUGAACCCAGUGUCUCAAAACAGCACAUUCGGGUUUAUUACCUAUAACCAUCAGGAUAUUAUUAGUAUUAUAUUUAGAUGGUUUGUAGUAAUUUGUUGUGGUUAGUGUGAGCUUAAAAUCAUAUCCCUAUCAAUUCGGGAUCCAGACUCAGGCAGCUUGACUGUAUAAUUGCAAAAGUCUAAUAAAUUGAAUUUAAUGUUUCAGUAACUGAAAUAAUGUUACUUUAUUUACAAUUAUUGUAUAUUGUUGAUUUAUUAAUCAUAUUUUAUUUGUGAUUUGUUAUGUGAUAUAUUCGAUCAUGAUAAUAACAUAUUUUAUCAACUUUACUUUGUUACAUUUAUAGACUAUUUAAGAGAUAAACAAACCGUUAAUUGUAUAUAUCAAAAAAUAUAUAAUAUAAUUAAUAACAUUUUUAAUCUUGAAAAUUAUAUUUAAAUACAUAAAAGUACUCAUUAUGUACAUCAUUCAAUUGAAAUAGUUAUUAAAUUGAUAAGGUUAUAACCAUUCUACACUAUAAUCUCAGUGUUAAUUUUUUAAAGUGACAAUUUUUUUUGGAAUAAGAUGCAGUACACACAGCGCAUGCGUGCGACGCUCGUCACCUACGUACGUACUCGUGCGUACUCACACGCAACGAGUGAUGUAACAUAUUUGCUCUUUUUUUUUAAAUGAUAUACUCAGGACCCUCCAUGUCCAUGUCCAUGUCACUGUUACGAAUAGUUGAAUUUGAUUUGAGAUACGAAUAAAAAAGUUUAUUCUCCA
Messenger RNA from Bombyx mori (domestic silkworm), 4649 nucleotides. It is a transcript of the gene Pmp70, whose product is annotated as ATP-binding cassette sub-family D member 3. Bases 162 to 2165 code for a protein of 667 amino acids. The record is from RefSeq and is a predicted model, not a curated record. Gene Ontology annotation, molecular function: ATP binding; long-chain fatty acid transmembrane transporter activity; ABC-type transporter activity. Gene Ontology annotation, biological process: very long-chain fatty acid catabolic process; fatty acid beta-oxidation; long-chain fatty acid import into peroxisome. The transcript is spliced from 15 exons. Lineage: Eukaryota; Metazoa; Arthropoda; Insecta; Lepidoptera; Bombycidae. Gene Ontology annotation, cellular component: peroxisomal membrane.